Molecule: messenger RNA, 5913 nt
Organism: Drechmeria coniospora
Lineage: Eukaryota; Fungi; Ascomycota; Sordariomycetes; Hypocreales; Ophiocordycipitaceae
Product: Vacuolar membrane-associated protein iml-1
Exons: 1
Coding region: 1-5913 (1970 amino acids)
Biological process (GO): intracellular signal transduction; negative regulation of TORC1 signaling; positive regulation of autophagy
Cellular component (GO): GATOR1 complex
Molecular function (GO): GTPase activator activity
Source: RefSeq, a predicted model, not a curated record
AUGUUUCGCGUUGUGCCGUCCAGGGAUCAAUGGUUGCUCCGCGAUCCAAGCAAGCUACCACACAGGGCAGGCGGUGUAACCCCACCACCUACCGUUGGUGUACGUGCCGCAGUAGCCUGCCAUGCCGCAACUUCAUCAAGCAAAUCAGUCGUGUUCCUUCACCGAAACUACGACCCUCCCUUGCUUGAUCAUACCGGCCGACGACGACGAAGAAACUUUGGGAGGCGUCUUGCCCAUCCGAUUGCCGAUCCGACCCCCCUCUGCCUCUGUGAAGCUUCACAAUGUGCCAGAAAUGAGCCAGCCAUCGGAUCCAUGGCUCGAAAUGCCGGAGCAACGCCGUCGGGUCCUCGCAGGAGACCGCGAUGGUCUCACCUUCGACAGUUGAGUGCGGCCAGUGCAGGCAGCCAUGACCGUCCCGUCCCGGACUUGCUCGGUUCGCCGGGCAGCACCUCGGCGCACUCCACCAUCAAAGACGGCAGCCGUUGUCACCGGGAACGGUACUGCCAUGCUGCCGUCAACGAGGGCUAUGCCCGAGACGAGGUCCUCCUCAACCUCGACCUCCUCGACGGCGAAGUCGUACCCGGCUCCCUCAUGUCCAUCACGCCGGUGCCAAAGGGUGACUCGUCGAGGUCCAAUUCUAGCGCGUACGGCAGCAUCAGCAAGCAACCUCAUGAUCGCUCCGAAGGCUCAAAGGUUGCUUCCGCCAGCCAUGCCGAUCUCGACUGCCGCCACAAUCGAUACAUCUUCGUUGCCAAGGAUAUGCCCAAGGAGAUCAAGGCCCGCCAACCGGACGUCGAGGUCUACGUCGUCAAGCACAUUGCCGAUGCUUUUGGCAUCAAGAGGGGCACUCAACUCUUGCUUGCCCCGGUCGACAAGGACCACCCGGCCAUCGAGGCGACGCACGUGGAGAUGACGUUCAAGGAUCAAUAUCUGUCCCGAGCAGACAUGUGGAGGUUGACGGUUGGCGAGCUGACGCAGAAAACCGUCUACAAAGGACAAUCGAUCCUCUUCAUGGGUACCAUCAAGGCCCAAAUCACCGCCGUCUUCGUUUCCGGCCAAAACGUCCAUUCCGCCUUCUUCGUCCGGGAUACCCGGCCCAUCUUUCGCAGCGAGUCGGCUCGAUAUGUUCUCUUCAUCCAAAUGUCCCGCGAGAUGUGGGAUUUCGACUCGGAAAGCUCCGGCGAGAUCAUGUUCACCAAGGUCGUCAACGGCUUCCUUCCCGCCUUGUUCAAGCGUUGGGCCUUGUUGAAGGUAAAGCAUCUCGUCAGCAUCGUCCUCUUCGCCCGCGUCGAGUACGACACCGGCCUGUCGAGCGAGCUGGCCAGCACCGCCUUGCAGGCCGACUACUAUACCGGCAUCCAGCCCUCCGACGGCCGCCGACCCUACAAGGACUUUUAUCGCGUCGUGGUCAGCCAGAUGGCCAGUGGGGAGUGGACAAAGAUCCUCUACCAGCUGAAGCGGGAGCUAAACUUUUUCCGCCGAGACAUAAGUCUGCAUCAUCAAACCGUCGGUGCCUUCCCCGACCUCUGCUGCGACGAACAGAAAUUCAAAGAUGGGCCCCUCAGUCGCGUCGUGGCCGAAUCGUCACUCUCCAUCCACGGAAAUGUUCUCGAGGCCAUCAACCUCGCCGCCUCUCAGUUCUCGCAUGACUACAUUGACAGGGACCUCAUGCGAACGGGCGUCUCCAUCGCCGUCAUCACACCGGGACCCGGUGUGUUUGAAGUCGACUACCAAACGUUGCGGAGGACCACCGAGGCAUUAGUUGGCAACGGCAUUGGCAUUGACCUCAUCUGCAUGCCCCGGAUGCCUCUGCACUCCGUUCCCCUUUUCAAGUACAAGAACCCGCAGUUUUCCGAUGAGAACCCUCUCGGUCACGGUCCGCCUCUCGCCCAUCCGUUCCAAACCCACGACAGCACCCCAAACCAGCCGACGCCAGUUGUGGGCAGCUACCAGUCCGUUGUUGAAUCCUUCUCCCCGACCAAAGCCUCCGCCGUCGUCCGUCCCGUCGACGCUCCGGCCUCUCUGCCCACCAAUGAGGAGUGGUGUUACGCCCUUCCUCAAUGGCUGCAUGUGUCGUUCUGGACUGGCGAGUCGGACGAAGCCCUAUCGUACGCGGGCAUCGCUCACUCGGUGUCGAAAAAGGUAAGCCAGGAAAGCGAGGAUGAAUUCACCGUCAGGUGUCGCAUGUACGACCUGCAGAUGCGAAGCGUGCUCGAUGCCAACGAGAUCGAGGCAGCACCUCUGCAAUCGGAUCCGCACUAUCCAAUUCACGCCAUGGAUGGCAGUCCAAAUGGCACGAAACGUCGUCAGGAUCGUAUCGGUGACAUCCUGUAUCUACCAAAUCGGCGUGUCCCGGAAGGUCUGGUGGACAACGUUAUUGGAUUUCAGAAAUUUUCCCCGGACCGGCCUCGGUCCACGGACAAGUCGCUUUGGAAACAGCUGGAAGAGUUUGACGACUCGAGGAGUCGCUAUUCGGUAGCCAGGCAUCACUCGUCAAAGCACAAGUCGGAGCUGGACACCGUUUCGCGGAGGAAUGCAGAUGAUUCCAAUGUCCUUGGAACAUCCCUUCCGGAGCGAAGAGCCGUCGGGCACACGAUGACUUCCCGGAAGUUCUCCUUGACCACGGCUGAAGUGGAGAAGCCCAGCAUGGAUGCGACGGAACAGAAACGCAGCCGGCCAGCGAUUGCACCAAAGGUUCCCGUGGCUGCAGCGCCGCCAAAGGCGCCGAAGCCAUCGAAGCUCAUGAGACACAUUAGCCUCGGCCAUCGUGGUUUUGGUAUUGCCGCCCCAAAGGUGGCAGCGGCCGAAGUCAAGGCGGAAACGGUCAGCGCUGCGGUUGUCCCGGCUGGUGUCCUACGCCCACCUUCCACCGCCCGAUCCAUCUCGGAAUUCAGACCGACAACCCCCCGUGCGACCGAGAGUCACUCGGACAACGUUUCCGCGAGGAAGAGUCAAUCGGAUCUUCGCGAUCGCGCCCCCGCGGGUCUGUCAUCAACGCCGAGCAUCCCUAUAUCGAGACAAGAAGGUCACCGCAAGUCGGACUCCAAAACCAGCCGGCCGAUGCCACUACCUGUCACCGGUCUGCAGCCUGGUUCCUCCCGACGGGAGAGGCGGUUGGACGAUCAUGACGUCCGGUACUCCACCGUACUUCGGGCGGAAGAUGCGCAGAAGGUGUAUACAAACAAGCUGCGAGCAGGCGUGUCCGAGCUGCCAACCACCUUGUCCCCUAUGACGGCCAUUACGCCCUGGUUGACUCUCCUGAACCCGUCGAACCCCGAGAAUCACCGGAUUGACGAUACUGUAUUGUAUAGCCGAUGGCAGCACGUGUUCCCCCGGACGUCGGAUAUGAAGGUUCAGAAAUGGAAGACUCUUUGCUGCCCGGCCGCGGUGCCGCUGACGACGGAGUACUUCCCCUCCAAGGCUCAGUUCGAUGCGGAAUACCAGAGACAUCCGUACAGCGUCGACCAGAAUGCCGACGACGACUUGGCCGAAGAACCAAAAUCGCGGCAAGAGUUCAUGAAGGAGCUCAUCAGCAUGCGUUUCUCGCAAGGCUUCCAAGUCAUCGUCGGACCGCUCGUUGCCAAGGCAUUCGGCCAAAAGAUCAUCAAGGUCGCCGACGUCUUUGCCCGAGAUCAAACGCUGGAUGACGGCACAAGCGUGUUCAUGUCUGUCGGCAACACCAUCCAUCAGCUCUCCUGCGUCAACGGCACCGAGGUCGAGGUCAACAUUUACCUACGGAAGCCGACGGAGCCAUCCGCCUCGGCUCAGGGCUUCCCCGCCGUGUACAAACCCGCGAUACGGACAGACCUGGACGGCGAGUAUGAAACGAGACAUAUUGACAUACUUACGCCAAGGCCGGAGCGAAAUUGGAACAUGAUCGAUUCCUACCUCGCCGGUCAUCAUGAGCAAAUGAUGGAAAGUCUGAGAUUCUGGCGUGCGAGAUUCGUCCUCAUUCCUCUCGGCCCAAAACACCCAUCGAUUUCGAGGUGUCAGAGCGGGGACAAUCCAGAGGAGCUACGGAUCGAAGGCAUCAAGCGCCUAACUCAACUCUGGCAGAAGAAUCGCUAUCUGUCUCCGUACGAGAAGCGUUUUCAAUCGUAUGAUAACCGGCGCAACCCAUUGGAUAUCAUCUACAAGACCGACGAUCCAUCCGUCGUCAUUGCGGCCGAGCUUGGAACACUGCCGUUGCUGGAAGGCCAAGACGGUGUUCAAAGAAGGGGCAAGCUCGUGACGAGAAAAGAGCGGUUUCAGAAAAGUCAUCUGAAUCUUGCGGCGUUGGCAGAGGCCAUCCAACAGCCGGUGGAGAAUGGCGGCGUCCCGUUGCGAAACCGCAGGUGGCAUCUUCGCAUGCACAACGCCGCCUUCAUUGGCUCGGACAUGACCACCUGGCUUCUCGACAAUUUUGAAGACUUGGAGGAUCGCGAAGAGGCAGAGCAGCUCGGAAAUGCUCUGAUGAUGCAGGACGACGCCAAGGGCAAGCCCAAAGAAGGCACGGACGGCAACAGGGGAGACAAAGAACGCGGCUUGUUUGUCCAUGUGGAGAGGCGUCACAAGUUCCGCGAUGGAAACUACUUUUACCAGAUUGUACCCGAGUUUGCCAAGCUCCAGCCGGGCUGGUUCAGCUCGAGACGGCGUGAAGCUUCAGCGCCGUUGGCGCAAAUGUCAGACGGCAGUCGGGGCUCGCCGCACAUGGGCUUCUCACGGAAAGCGGACUCCUUCGAGGAGCAAGCGCCCGACUCUCUGUCGGCGACACCCACAAUGUCGGCAUCGUACGGAGGCAAGAACCGUCCGAGGGUCCAUCUUAGCAAGAUGAUCAAGUACGACGUGGAUCCCCGAAGGAGGUCAUAUCGCCCUGAGCGGAUCGACCUGCACUACGACCGCCUACACAACCCAGACAGCUGCUUCCACAUACGGAUAGACUGGAUGAACGCAACCUCAAAGCUCGUCUUGGAUGUGAUUGAAAGCUGGGAACGUGAAGCGGGACAGUACGGCUUGCGGCUGGUCGAAGUGCCCAUCAAUGAAGCCAGCAUGGUGACGUCCUCUAAUCCGUUCCGCAAGCCGUAUCUGAUCAAGCUUGCGGCACGUCCGCCGGACGAGAAACCGGACGCAUUGUACGAUCCGAGCUCGCUGGGGUUGCAGACGGCGCCUAGUAAGCAUUUCUACCAAACGGCUAUUCUGAAAAGCUUCGAUUUCGUCCUCGACUUUGAGGCCGCGUCCAACUUCCCCGGCAACGUCGACGUGCGCUACUCUUGGGGAAGGCCCGAUUUCAAGUACACGCAGUACAUACACCGAUCUGGAUCGCUUAUCGCCCAGAUCACCGAUGACGGCAACUUCCUAGUCCUCGAAAACCGGCUCCUCAGCAAGGGCCCGACUACCGGUCGUGACAAGGAGUUUCGGUCGCAGGGCUUCGCGGAUCAACCCCAUCUUGACCGCGCAGGCCGCCUGAUGAGCAUCGGCGGCGCUCAUGGGGCCUACGGUCGCCCCGAUCCUGCGGCGGGCGUCUCGCCCACCGUCUGGCCCGCAUUCCCUUAUUUCUCGCCCGCCGUUCGACCGGCCGAUGCUGCGAGCAAGCAGUCACGUCGGGCAAGCGAAGCGAAGGAUGUCAAGGAUGGGCUCGAAACGCUCUGCCACGACGCCGCCGCUCUCGAGGCCUUCUACGGCGAGACUUUUGACAAGGGUCAGCACGUGCACGAUACGCCCUCUUCGGUGUCCACGGCGCCGCAUCUCGAGCCCGUUCCCGAGGCAAGCAUCCCGUCGCUCGGACUUCCGCCAGGCGUGCUGGGCAACCUCGAUGGUGGAGCUGGGGCAGCUGCCACAACCGCUGCGGCGGCACGACUCGGAAGCCCCAUGGUGUUUUUGCGGAGGGGAAGCGUUCAGUAUGAUGGGAUGGGUCUGGGGUCUCGGGGCAAGUAG